AAAUGAUUCAGCUCGACGGCGACAGUGCAGGAUUAUUUUCCCCCUAAAUAUCGACGCCGAUGAGCCGUGAUGACAUUUUUCAGACGGCACGUGUGUGUGGGUAAUUAGGUAGUGUAGACCGGGCCUGGAGGUGGGCUUUAUCCUGUCCAGAUUUACGGAAGCGUUUUAGUGUGUUGCUAAUCUUAUUAAGAGCAGCCAUGACAGAUGCGCAGAUUCAGUCUUAUGCUACCUGCGAGAGCGCCGAUCAAAGAAUCGCCGGCCAUUCAUGUUGUUGGACUACUGUUGCCGGUGUUGUGGGACCACGCUGAUCAAACGCCAUGGCCAACUGCCCAUCAACAGCAAGCUCCAUGACACUUGGGCUGUUCUUCAGAAUCUGUUGAUGUGUAUGGUGUGCUUCUACUCUCUCUACUAUAUUGUGGUCAGUCUCUGCAUCGGCAUUCUCAGGGUGGAAGAGGUGGACAGCUUGUUAGCACCUUUUGACUACACCACUCAACCAUCAUGGCAAAGUCCCAAAUAUUUAGUGAGUGUGAUCUCCACAGAGGUCACGUAUGUUCUGGGUGGGCUAAUAUUCGCGUGGAUCGUGGAGGAGUGGGUGUGGGACUACGCCAUCACUGUCACACUGCUGCACGUCGCUCUGACCGUAGCAGUUAUGGCUGAUUUUCCCUCAACAGAGCAUUGGUGGAUUGCUCUCGGCUCUGGGUUAUUGAUGAUGAUUUUUGGUGGGCAGCUCCUGGCUUACAGACUCUUCAGAAGUAAUUUUGUGCAUCCUGCAGAUCUUCAGAAUUUCUGACACGCUGUGAAAUAUGUACAGGGACCACUUUUCUCAGUUUUGUAUUUGUUUUUCUACGUCAUGGGUAGUUUGAAGUAGUUUUGUUAUUCCUACACAAUAUUUUGUUGUGUAACUGUCUGUUUAUGCUGAUAAAAUAAUUCCA
Labeo rohita (rohu) is the source of this 932-nucleotide messenger RNA. RefSeq names its product transmembrane protein 244 (gene tmem244). The record is from RefSeq and is a predicted model, not a curated record. The transcript has 7 exons. The coding region runs from base 266 to 790 and encodes 174 amino acids. Lineage: Eukaryota; Metazoa; Chordata; Actinopteri; Cypriniformes; Cyprinidae.